Messenger RNA from Paraglomus occultum, 125 nucleotides. Lineage: Eukaryota; Fungi; Glomeromycota; Glomeromycetes; Paraglomerales; Paraglomeraceae. The record is from the annotation of a GenBank genome assembly.
CUCUGAAUAAUCUGAAGCUUGCAGAUCCCUCAGUAAAUAAAACAGUGAAUGAAUACCUUGCAGUGGAUAAUGACUUAGUUAGUACUGAGUUACUUACAGAAGAAGAUAUAUUCGAGGAAUUUUGA